This is a messenger RNA of Diaporthe citri, 1557 nucleotides long. RefSeq lists its product as uncharacterized. The record is from RefSeq and is a predicted model, not a curated record. Gene Ontology annotation, biological process: regulation of DNA-templated transcription. Gene Ontology annotation, molecular function: DNA-binding transcription factor activity, RNA polymerase II-specific; zinc ion binding. The coding region runs from base 1 to 1557 and encodes 518 amino acids. The transcript has 2 exons. Lineage: Eukaryota; Fungi; Ascomycota; Sordariomycetes; Diaporthales; Diaporthaceae.
AUGAAUAAAUCUAAUGUCGCUCUUCGCAAUAGCAAGAUCCGGCACAAGAAAUGCGACGAGGCGAAACCAUUCUGCCAGCGCUGCCGGGACAAUGGGUACAAAUGCGAUGGCUACGAACAGCCUCAAGAACCACGGUGUCCAAAGAAGAGGCCACAGCCAACGCCGACGUCACAGGCCGUGAUUGCCUCAAGACAAGGCGUGGAACUGGUCCAUGCGUUUAACAACCUCGGAAGUGUGCACGGCAGCCCACCGGAAAAAUCCCUUUUUCUUCACGCCAACCACUGCACCAUCAAGGACCUGAUCGGCUUCUCUACUUCUCUGUCCGGUUUCUGGCGAGACUAUGUCUUGCCGAUUGGCCAUACAAUAACCCCAGUCAGGCAUGCUUUGAUCUCUCUGGGCGCCUCACACAAGUCGUUCCUGUUGAGGCGCUCCCCCGGCAUGCCGCCCACAGAGACGCUGAGCUAUGACAACCUCGCCAUCCAGCAAUACAACAAGGCAAUAACUGACCUGACCCCGAUCAUGAGCAAUCCUUCUCCACUUGACAUCCAAGCAAUCCUCAUCUGCUGCCUGAUCUUUGUCUGCAUAGACAAUCUGAAUGGGCGUCACGCCGUGGCCAUGAGGCACCUGCGGGCUGGAGCCGACCUCCUGACCUCGAUGCAAGACCCGUCGCCCUCGCCCGUCUCCCCUGUUGAGGAAGCAACCACGCCCGGCCAGCUCACGACGAGGACGAAGUGCGACAUCAGUACCCUAGGCGGCAUCUCAGACAUGUUCGAACGCCUCAGCCUCGAUGCUUCCAUCCUUAUGGAGGACCCGCCUGUCCACCGCCAAAGCUUUCGCACCUUCACCGCUGACGACGCCGAGCGGCCUUUCCUGACCUCUUCUGCAGCUCGCGAUGAGCUGCGCAGAAUCGACGUGGAGUUCCACGAGCUGUGGUGCCCAUCCGACAGUGACAGCUGCUGCACGGGAUCGCCGGAUAGCAAGUGCGGGCAGGUUGGCGAAAAGCCAUGCGCAGAGAUAGGGCCGGACGAUCCCGGGUUCCGGAGGAUCUGUGAUCGGUUCGACAGCUGGCUUAGGCGGUUCGACCAAUACCUGGAGAGCAUCAACCACACACCAGCCUCCGACGGCGAGUUCAACGAGGCGAUGGUGUUGACACUUCACCGGCAGAUAUGGCUGGCCUUGCUGAAGCAGGGCCCGUGCUGCGAUACCCCCCUUGAUCGGAAGGACUUCGAAGACAUACUGCAUCAGGCCGACCUCGUGAUCCCGAUCGUCAGCACCGGCACUCAACCGGUGUUCACGUUCGAGGCGGACACGAUCCCUCCCGUAUCGUUUGUGGCUUCGUUUUGCGAUGAUGACGAUCUCAGAUGGAGAGCCAUUGCCAUGUUGAGGACGAUCAACCGGACCGAAGGUGCAUGGGACAGCCAGAGGAUGGCCGACUUGUGCGAGACAGAACUCGUAACUGGGAUGUGCACGGGGGAGAACUCGCCAUCCGGAGUCAUGGACUGCCAGGGUCUUUGUGAAAAGGAGCGAGAGCGAUGCAGAAGUGAUUGUCCCGAAUAG